AUGUCUUCUUAUCAACAAAAUCAUUAUAAUCAUAAUCAUAAUCUAUCUAUAAAUUCAAUGAAUUCAAUUAUUGAACCUACAACUCCACCAAAUAAUAAUUUAUCAAAUACUAAUACUAAUACUAAUAAUAAUAUUAAUACAAAUAAUAAUUUUCAAAUUCAGCAACAACAUCCAAAUACUCCUCAAACUUUUAAUAGUAUUUCAUCAAACAAUACCAAUUCUUCAUCAUCAACUACAAAUACUUCUUAUAAUAAUACUCAUAAUCGUAGUUUAUCAUCAAAUGGUUCAUAUUUAAAAUUUAAUACAAAUAAUUUAAAUGGAAAAUCAAUUUUAUGGGAUUCUUCAAAUAAAUUAAAUAAUAAUUUAAAUUUACCAAAUUUUAAUAUAGAUAAUCAAAUUGGUAUUAAUAAUGGAGGUAAUGGUGGUGGGAGUUUAAAUAAUGAAGUAAUUUCAACUCCAUUGAUUAUACCUCCUUCAUCAAAUAAUGAUUCAAUAAGUUCAACUACAUCUAGUCCUUCUUCACAAAUAUCUUCAUUUCAAAAAUUAUCAUUAGAUUCAAAUAAUAAUAGAGGAACUACAAAACAUAAUAUACAACAACAACCACCUCCAAUUAUUACUUAUUCAAAUGAUAAUAAAGAAAAUUUUUUAAAAAAAUCAAAUAAUGGCUCAAAUUUAGGUAUUAUUAGUGUUGGUAGCGGUACUAUGUUAAAUUUUGUUGGUGAUAUUAAUUCAACUAAUUCAACUUCAUCAACUCCACCAUCAUCAAAUAAUAACAACUUUUUGAGUGGUGCUGUUGGAUCUAACAGUGAUUUUAAUAAUAAUAAUUUAAACUCAUCAACUACAACUUCAAAUACUCCAAUUAUUAGAGUACCAACAAAAAUUGAUAAAGAAUAUCUUGUUUCGAUAAAUAAAUUACCAUUAAUUCAAUUAAAAACGGAAAUAUUAAAAUUAUCAAAAGAUCAAUAUGGAUGUCGAUUUUUACAAAAAAAAAUUGAUGAAACACUAAUUUCAAAUUAUCAAGUUAGGUUAAAUAAUUUUGAAAUUAUUUUUAAUGAAAUAUAUCCUUAUAUGUAUGAGUUGAUUAUUGAUCCAUUUGGUAAUUAUUUAAUUCAAAAGAUGAUCCUGUAUUGUAAUGAAUCAAAUUUAAAUUUAAUUUUAGAAAUUUUAAAAGAUAAUUUAUUCAAAAUUUCAAUAAAUCAACAUGGUACAAGAGCUUUACAAAAAAUUAUUGAUAACUUAAACAACAAUUUACAAUUGAGUUUAUUGAUUCAAGGUUUAAAACCUUAUAUUGUUGACUUAAUCAAGGAUUUAAACGGUAAUCAUGUUAUUCAAAAAAUUUUAAAUAAAUAUCAACCAAUAAAUUGUCAAUUUAUUUAUGAGUCUAUUAUAAAAGAUUUAUAUAUUGUUGCAACUCAUAAACAUGGAUGUUGUGUAUUACAAAAAUGUUUAAACCAUGUAACUUCAUCACAAUUAAUUGAAUUUUCAAAUGCUAUAUUAAAUUUUGAGAAUUUUUCAAAAUUAAUUAAUGAUCAAUUUGGUAAUUAUGUAUUACAAUAUCUUAUAUCAAUAAAUUCUUUAGAAAUAAACUAUAAAGUUUUUAAAAACUUUUUAAAAUAUGGUAUUAAAAAUUUAUGUAAUUCAAAAUUUAGUUCAAAUGUUGUUGAAAAAUUUUUAAAAAAUUGUUAUAAUAAUGAAAUUUUAAAUUAUGAAUUUGCAAAUUUAAAAUUUGAAUUAACUUAUCAAAUAUUAAUUGAUGAUUUAAAUUUAUUAAUUAAUGAUCCUUAUGGUAAUUAUGUAAUUCAAACAAUGAUUGAUAUUUUAAUAAAUCCACAAAUUGAUUAUUCAAAAGUUUCUAAAUUAUCAUUGAUUUUACCAAAUGAAUAUAAUAAUGAUGAACAACAACAACAACCACAAACUCAAUAUCAAAAUGUUUUAUUAAUUGUUAUUAUCAAAUAUUGGUUUCAAAAUUGUAAAAUUAUCUCAUCAUUUGGUAAAAGAAUUCAAUCUAAAAUUAAUAUAAUUUUGAAUAAUAAUGGAUCAAAUGUUUCAUCAUCAGCUACAUCAUCUUCCUCAUCUUCAUCUUCAUCUAAUGGUUCAAUAAAUAAAUUACUUAAAAGAGGUAGUCAAAUGAAUGCAAACGGUGAAUUUGUAGCAAGUGAUGGUGCGAUGUACAAGCAAAAUUUACAUCAUAAUUCAAAUCAACAAUAUCAACCUCAAUUACAACAAUUGCAAUCUUUUAAUUAUUUAAAUCAAUUAUCAAAUAACCAUCAACAUAAUGGUGGCAACUCAGUUGACUAUGGGAACCACAAUAAUUUGAAUUAUCCAAUAAAAAAUAAUUUAACUUCAACAAUUAGAACAAAUUCAUUACCAAGUAAUCUUUAUAAUUUGUCUUCAUCAACUUCAAAUUCAUCAUCAAAUAACAAGAUUAAUGAUUUAGCAAUUACAAAUAAUACUAAUAAUCAAGCUAAUGUCAAUAAUAGUAAUAACUAUAAUGCUAAUAACAAUGUAAACAAUGUCAAUAAUGUCAAUAAUGUCAGUAAUAUAAUGAAUCCAAAUGCAUCAACUGCAUCUAUUCAUUCAAAUGGAUCAGUUGCUCCAUCACCAGCUCAACAAAAUAAUGAUGAAUACAGCAAUAGAGCAACUCCAAAUUUAAAUGGUAAUAGUGUUGGUGGUAUUGGUCAAAAUUUAUAUCCUUAUAUCAAUGGUCCUCAUCCAAUGUAUCAUCCAUUUUUCCAACAACAACAUCAUCAUCAUCAUCAUCAACUGCAUUCAUCUUAUUCAAACUUAUACCCAAUGGCUCAUCAACCUGCACAACCACCUCAGCCACAGCAUCAACAACAACAGCAACAACAAACUCAUAAUCGUAAUUCAUCAAUUUCUUCUUUAAACUUACCUCAACCACAACAGCAACAUAAUAGCUCAGUUAAUUCAACUCCAUCAUUUACUCCAAAUCCAGGUUAUUUACCAAGUGGUUAUAACAAUUAUCAUCAAUUCCAACCACCUCAAUCACAACAACAAAUGAUGAAUAAUAACGUGGGUGGUGGUCCAAUCAAUGGAAUUACUUAUAACAGUAAUACUGUUGGAUCAGGAGGUAUUGACAAAACAAAUGGAAAUUCAAAUGGUUUAAAUGUUUAUCAUUCUCAUAAUCCAUCUUGGUCAUCUACUACAACUACAGCAUCAUCAUCAAAUACUCAAAUCUUAAACCCAUCAACAACUGGUAAUAACACAACCAUCAGUUCAUUCAAUAAUCAAACUUGGUAA
Messenger RNA from Lodderomyces jiufengensis, 3261 nucleotides. RefSeq names its product Mpt5p (gene MPT5). Gene Ontology annotation, molecular function: mRNA binding. Gene Ontology annotation, cellular component: cytoplasm. Gene Ontology annotation, biological process: post-transcriptional regulation of gene expression. Lineage: Eukaryota; Fungi; Ascomycota; Pichiomycetes; Serinales; Debaryomycetaceae. Bases 1 to 3261 code for a protein of 1086 amino acids. The transcript has a single exon. The record is from RefSeq and is a predicted model, not a curated record.